GGAGUGGUCGAGUCUAGCUCACUCUCGCUCCUCGCCCAGCACUAGUCAGCCGGCGGCCCGUAACCCGACCAGUCUCACUCGUGCCCGUCUUACGACAAACGUCAAAGAAGCUCAGCCAUGGCUUGCCCAGAGUAUGCCACUUUGAACAAUGGUGCCAAGAUGCCCCUCCUCGGCUAUGGCACAUGGCAGGCCAAGGAAGGCGAGCUGGAGGACGCGCUGGAGGAGGCCCUCUGCGCCGGCUACCGCCACAUCGACACGGCGGCGGCGUACGAGAAUGAGGCCGUGAUCGGGAAGCUCAUCAAGGAGCGCUGGAUGGACUCGGACAACUUGACGCGCGACGAGCUGUUCAUGGUGACCAAGCUGCCCCUGCCCGGCGUGCGCCCCGGUGGCCCCGAGAAGUGGCUCAAGCGGUCGCUGGCCGCCCUGCAGAUGGACUACGUGGACGUGUACCUGGUGCACGCCCCCUUCGCCUUCGAUGCCGUGGGUGAUGACCUUCACCCCAAGGGGCCGGACGGCAAGCUGCUGGUGUCCCCGGACGCAGAUCUCGUCGCCGUGUGGAGGGAGAUGGAGGCGCAGGUUGACGCGGGCCGUGCCAAGGCCAUCGGCAUUUCGAAUUUCAACCAGCGGCAGAUCCAGCAGAUCCUGGACGUGUGCCGUAUCAAGCCGGCCAACCUGCAGGUAGAGCUGCACGUGUACAUGCAGCAGCGCCCGCUGGUGGAGUUCUGCAAGAAGAACGACAUCGUGGUUACGGCUUACUCGCCCAUCGGCACGCCUGGUACCGGCACUCUCGCCGCCAAGCAGGGCUUCAACAUCCAGAUGCCUGACCUUAUCAGCAACCCUGUGGUGGCGAAGGUAGCGGCCAAGUACAACAAGAAGCCUGCACAAAUUCUGCUCAAGCACAUCGUACAGCGCGGUAUUGCAGCCAUCCCUAAAUCUACCAAUCAGGACCGUAUCAUCCAGAACAUCCAGCUCUUCGACUUCACACUGAGCCCCGAGGACGUCGCCGAACUGGACGCGCUUGACCAGGGCAAGGAUGGUCGUAUCUUGGAUUUCCUGUUCCUAGGAAUUACGAAGGACCACGUUAUGUACCCAUUCAACGAGUACCCGUGAGCGAGCGACACCGACGCACCGCACCUACAUUGCACUGAACCAAAAGUAUUACUGCUGGGCGUUUACUCACUUUGAAAUGAUUGUGAUAUUUUAUUGUACGUUUGUGCCUUCGUGUUUACUGUAUGACGCAUUUCAACCAAUACGCUUAAAGACAAUGUUAUGUAUUCUGUCGUAUAAAUUUUAUUUAAUUUUAUUUUAAAAA
Frankliniella occidentalis (western flower thrips) is the source of this 1312-nucleotide messenger RNA. RefSeq names its product aldo-keto reductase family 1 member A1. The record is from RefSeq and is a predicted model, not a curated record. The transcript is spliced from 5 exons. Gene Ontology annotation, molecular function: aldose reductase (NADPH) activity. Gene Ontology annotation, cellular component: cytosol. Lineage: Eukaryota; Metazoa; Arthropoda; Insecta; Thysanoptera; Thripidae. Bases 118 to 1110 code for a protein of 330 amino acids.